AUGGAGGAAAAGGCGCAUACGAUGAACAAGAAGCUGGCUGUCCUCGAGGACGAUGGCUACUUCAAUCUCGGAACCUAUCAUCGUCCCAUUACAACCAAAAGCCCCGAUGCUCAGCGGUGGUUUAAUCGAGGCCUCAUCUGGGCCUAUGGCUUCAAUACCCAGGAGGCAUCCAACUGUUUUGAGAAGGUCAUUUCGGCAGACCCGGAUUGCGCAAUGGGAUACUGGGGAUUGGCGUAUACUCGGGGACCGUAUUACAACAAGGCGUGGCGCUUGUUUGACCCAAAAGACCUGAAAAUGGCCCUUGAAGCCACUUACAGCGCGUCACGACGAGCAUUGGAUCUCAUCGGAAAUGCUAGUCCAGUCGAGCAAGCUCUUGUCCGAGCCAUUGUCGCCCGAUAUCCCCAGCCAACUCCGACAGACGACUACUCAGUGUGGAAUCGUGCGUAUGCUGAUUCUAUGGAAACUGCUUACAAACAGUUCAGCGGCGAUUUAGACGUUGUUGUUCUGUAUGCUGAUGCCCUCAUGAAUCUCACUCCUUGGGCUAUGUGGGAUCCAUACACCGGCAAGCCUGGUCCCAAUGCUCGCACACUCGAUGCUAGUGCAGCUGUCUCGCGGGCGUUGACUCAAAAGGGCGCUGACGAACAUCCUGGAUUGCUUCAUUUACAUAUUCAUCUCAUGGAAAUGUCACGUACACCUGAAGUUGCUGUUCCUUCGGCUGACCUGCUGCGCGGCCUCGUGCCAGAGAGCGGGCAUCUAAACCACAUGCCAUCGCAUAUCGAUGUUCUUAUUGGAGAUUAUCGAAGUGCCGUUGCUGCCAACACGGCGGCUGUUAAAGCAGAUGCGAAAUUUGUCGAAAAGGUCGGCGGCAUGAAUAUGUAUACUUUCUAUUGGGCCCAUGACUAUCACUCGUUGAUAUACGCGGCCAUGCUAUCUGGGCAAUCGAGAGUAGCUCUUGAGAACUGCACUUAUUUGGAGGAAGCACUACCCGAGGCCCUGCUCACAGUCGAGUCUCCACCGAUGGCAGAUUGGUUGGAAGCCUUUUGUGCCGUUCGACCUCAUGUCUUGAUCAGGUUCGGCUGUUGGGACGAUAUUAUCAAUCUUACACUACCGACAAAUCAAUAUCUCUACUGCGUCACGACCGCCACGAUCCAUUACGCCAAAGGUGUCGCUUACGCCGCUACGGGGAACGUGAUGGAGGCUUUGAAACAACAAACAUUAUUCACUGAAGCUCUAAUCCGGGUGCCAUCUUCACGAUUGGACUACCCAAACAAGUGCGUUGACAUUCUCAAAGUCGCCGUGGAAAUGCUGGCCGGGGAGAUUGAGUACCGCAGGGGCAACUAUGAAGUAGCCUUUGAGCAUUUGCGCCAAUCUAUUCACCUGGAUGAUCACCUUUUAUACAGCGAGCCAUGGGGCUGGAUGCAACCAACCCGUCACGCCUACGCGGCUCUGCUGCUAGAACAAGGCCGCGUGGAAGAAGCGGCUGCAGCUUAUGCAGAAGAUCUCGGCCUCGAUGAGUCUUUGCCUCGGGGCCACCAGCAUCCAAAUAACAUUUGGGCUUUGCAUGGAUAUCACGAGUGUCUGACAUUACUGGGACGAACGGCUGAGGCUAAGCUGCUCGAGCUUCCGUUGAAGUUUGCGAUAAAGCGGCGAGACAUGUAA
Trichoderma virens Gv29-8 is the source of this 1659-nucleotide messenger RNA. RefSeq lists its product as uncharacterized. Gene Ontology annotation, cellular component: intracellular anatomical structure. The transcript has 2 exons. Bases 1 to 1659 code for a protein of 552 amino acids. Gene Ontology annotation, molecular function: protein binding. The record is from RefSeq and is a predicted model, not a curated record. Lineage: Eukaryota; Fungi; Ascomycota; Sordariomycetes; Hypocreales; Hypocreaceae.